Messenger RNA from Penicillium vulpinum, 1191 nucleotides. RefSeq names its product methionyl-tRNA formyltransferase. Gene Ontology annotation, molecular function: methionyl-tRNA formyltransferase activity. Gene Ontology annotation, cellular component: mitochondrion. Bases 1 to 1191 code for a protein of 396 amino acids. NCBI's taxonomy places the organism in Eukaryota, Fungi, Ascomycota, Eurotiomycetes, Eurotiales, Aspergillaceae. The record is from RefSeq and is a predicted model, not a curated record. The transcript is spliced from 4 exons. Gene Ontology annotation, biological process: biosynthetic process; conversion of methionyl-tRNA to N-formyl-methionyl-tRNA.
AUGUGGAUUAUUCCAGGUCCAGGGAGCCUGCGUCUCUGCAAGAGAUCUUUGAUACCCCGAGGGCUUGCCUUCAGGUCAUAUGCUACCAAGACCUCUGAUCCGCUCCGCAUUCUCUUUUGCGGCUCUGAUGAAUUCAGUAUCGCCCACUUGAAAGCUCUCCAUGCUUAUCAUUUGAAACAACCGGAGCGUAUUUCCUCCAUUGACGUUGUCUGUAGGCCCGGAAAGAGAGUUGGACGAGGGCUGAAGCAGGUUCGAGAAGUUCCACUCAAAGCGGCCGCAUCUGGUCUCUCUCUUCCGAUCCACGAGAUUGAUACCUUCACUGGAUGGACGCCCCCGACCUCCCCGAACGGUCAUAUAAACUUGGUGAUUGCUGUCUCAUUUGGACUUCUUGUUCCGCCGCGCAUAUUGAAUGGUGCCAAGUAUGGAGGCUUGAAUGUACACCCCUCGUUACUACCAAACUUCCGUGGUCCUGCACCGCUUCAUCAUACUCUUCUUGCCGGCCAGACCACCACUGGCGUGACGGUACAGACCUUGCAUCCAAAGCACUUUGAUCACGGAGUAAUAUUAUCACAAACGCCAGCUCCCGGCUUCGACAUCCCCAAUCCAGAUUCAUGCACCGUUCCCGAGCUGGUGGAUUUCGUUGCACCGAAAGGAGCACAAAUGCUCGUGGAAAGCAUCGAAAAGGGACUAUUCGUCCCUCCUAUUACAAAUGCUGGUGCUGAACAAACCGGAAAAUUGAAACAUGCCCCCAAAAUCACACCAGAGGACCGGCAUAUCAAUUGGGCAAAUUGGACCCUGGCAGAUAUCAACAGACGUAACCGAGUGAUUGGACCACUCUGGAGCAAGGCCCUAUGUGCGAGCAAUGCUGUAGAUGGGACUAUAUCAUUCCAACAGAAACGGGUCAUUCUCACAGAUAUCGAGGAGGUCGACCCGCCUAAGGGAUGUGAUUCGUUCUCAAUACUCCCGGGACUACCGUUUACAAAUGCCUCCCACCCUGUUGAGCCAAAGAAGUCGCGGCAGCUAUACGUUUUUACUGCUGACGGCAAGGUUCUGCGCAUCAACCGAAUGAAAGUGGAAGGCGAACAAGAUGCAGAGGGCCUGCGAGCUGCUAUCAAAGCUCACAUGUUCGGUGAUCGAGCAUUCCAAUAUGAAGGUCGGGACCUGACUCCCUUCCGCAACUCUCUUGUAUAA